UUAAGGAGAAGUGGAGGGGCAGCGAUGGAAGUAACCCUGAGUUCUCUUUAUAUACAUCCUUGGCUGUGCAGAUAGCCUAAAAGUCUCCUUAAUAACUUUAUAAACGCCAAAUUAGACCGACAAUCUGAUUCCAGAGGACAGAAGAGAAUCUACGGAAACUACCGAACGUUAAAGUCCAGUCGAGCAUCGGGUCCGUUUGGUUUUUUGCUCGGUGAUAAUUCAACACCAUCGAACCGGUUUUCCGGUAAGCUAUGCUUCCUUCCUCGCCAUGCUGGGAACAGACCUGAAGUGUGUCCUCUCGUCUGCCAGGGGUUCCAUGUGAUGGUGUGAGGAUGGGACAGGGUGGUGUUAGAAGUGACUGCAGCCCCGGAGGCUGAGGAACCGGCUCCGUCGGCCAGUCACGAUGCACAUAGCUUCGGUGGGAGUCAGCAAGUUCUGCUUCCUGUUCUCCCUCGCCUUCUGCGGCCUUCUGCUCCUGCUCAUCCCCGCCCUCCAGCCCCCAGCACGCCAGGUGGACCUGCCACAGCCCCGACCCCAAGUCAGACCGGCACAGGCCGGCCGGUCACACCGUGUCAGGUCUCCAGGAGUGUCUGUCCAUGCAGGGGAAACAGACUCUGACACAGAACUGAGUAGCAGCUCAGCGGGGCAGACUGGAGCUACCAGGAAUGGUAUCCAUAGUCCCAAGAGGGGGAUGGACUCCAAAAGAGGAGCUACCCCUGGAGGAAAGGGUGGUAGACUUUCAGGGUCUAUGUCACAGGACCCGUUAGACUUUAAGGACAUUUUUAUUGCAGUAAAGACUACCAGGAAGUACCACAAGUCCAGACUGGAGCUGCUGGUUCAGACCUGGGUUUCCCGAGCUAAAGAACAGACAUACAUAUUUACUGACGGCGAGGACAAGGAGCUGCAGAUGAGAACAGGAGUGAACAUCAUCAACACUAAUUGCUCAGCAGCUCACACCCGCCAGGCUCUGUGCUGCAAGAUGUCAGUGGAGUACGAUAAAUUCAUCGAGUCUCAGAAGAAGUGGUUCUGCCACGUGGAUGAUGAUAACUACGUCAUCCUGCCCAGCCUGCUGGGGCUGCUCUCCUCCUACCACCACAGCAAGGAUGUCUACCUGGGCCGGCCCAGUCUGGAUCAUCCUAUAGAGGCUGCAGAGCGGGUCAAGAGUGACGGAUCGGUGUCUGUCAAGUUCUGGUUUGCCACCGGUGGAGCAGGUUUCUGCAUCAGCAGAGGCCUGGCACUGAAAAUGAGCCCAUGGGCCAGUUUGGGGAACUUCAUCAGCACAGCAGAGAAGAUCCGACUACCGGACGACUGCACCAUAGGCUACAUCAUCGAAGCGCUGCUGGAGGUGACCCUGACCCACACACACCUCUUCCACUCUCACCUGGAGAACCUUCAGAAGCUGCCCACUGACACUGUGCUCCAGCAGGUGACUCUGAGCUUUGGAGGCUUUGAGAACAGAAGAAACGUGGUCAGCAUUGUUGGAGGCUUUUCACUGGCUGAUGACCCCACAAGGUUUAAGACGGUGCACUGCCUUCUCUAUCCAGACACUACGUGGUGUCCAAAGUUUGGACAUUAAACUUAAACUGACAGCUACAGUAUUUUUAACCUGCAGCACUGAAACCUGCUAAACAUUCAUCCCACUGCCUCACCCUGCCAACGUUUGGAUCACGCUACGUUAAGCUGGAAAAAUAUCACGUCACACAAAUUGUUUGGUGGAAAUCUGUAAUCAAAGCAGCCUCACCUCAUGCUUCAUAAAUGCAAUCUCAAUCUAAAUAGCUGGAGCCAAAUAAUUACUUUUUUCUGGCUACUUGAGCAUGCUGGUUGGUAAAGCCACUAGUGGCCCUUUUUUAUGAUCUUUUCCCAAAUAUAGUAAGCUGUUUUAGCUUAGU
Messenger RNA from Anoplopoma fimbria (sablefish), 1889 nucleotides. It is a transcript of the gene rfng, whose product is annotated as RFNG O-fucosylpeptide 3-beta-N-acetylglucosaminyltransferase. Gene Ontology annotation, biological process: pattern specification process; regulation of Notch signaling pathway. The transcript has 9 exons. The coding region runs from base 404 to 1576 and encodes 390 amino acids. The record is from RefSeq and is a predicted model, not a curated record. Gene Ontology annotation, molecular function: O-fucosylpeptide 3-beta-N-acetylglucosaminyltransferase activity. NCBI's taxonomy places the organism in Eukaryota, Metazoa, Chordata, Actinopteri, Perciformes, Anoplopomatidae. Gene Ontology annotation, cellular component: Golgi membrane.